Messenger RNA from Centruroides sculpturatus (bark scorpion), 2742 nucleotides. Its product is annotated as patched domain-containing protein 3-like. Gene Ontology annotation, cellular component: membrane. Bases 38 to 2689 code for a protein of 883 amino acids. The transcript has 4 exons. Lineage: Eukaryota; Metazoa; Arthropoda; Arachnida; Scorpiones; Buthidae. The record is from RefSeq and is a predicted model, not a curated record.
ACACUUUUACUAUAUUCUUCGAGAUAAUCUUACAGAUAUGACUCGCAUUUCUGUCGGCGUUAUCUUAAAAGAAAAAUUCCGAAAUCUAGGAUAUGUUAUCGGAAGGCAUCCCUUACCAUUCCUGAUUAUUCCAAUUGUAUUCACAGCGAUAUCGACUAUUGGUAUAUUAAGAUUUAGUUACGUACAGGAUGCGGAUUAUCUAUACAAUCCUCAAAACAGUAAGGCAUUCUACGAGAGGCAAACUGUAGAAAAAACUUUUCCUAUGAAUAAAUCGUCAGAUUUUGAACCCGGCAGACUGACACGAUUAGGCAAAUUUGGAUGGAUGUUAAUUUAUCCUAAAGAUGGAGGAUCGGUAUUGAGAGAAUCGAUCUUAGACACGCUGUAUACAAUUGAUAAAAUUGUUAACAAUAUAAGCAUCGAAUGGAAGGGUGAAAAGUUGUUCUAUAAAGAUUUAUGCGCUAAAAAUAAUGGAAAAUGCUACGAAAAUGUGAUAUUUUCCUUAAAGAAGUGGAUAAAAGAUAUCGAAAGGAACCGAUCGUUUGUAAAAUAUCCUAUACUUUUGAACGAAGAAACGUACUCCUUAAAAUUCUUUGCUGCCAGUUUAGGGGGUGUGACGGUUGACGAUUUAGGAUACGUGACUUUUGCCAAACUAGUCAGGUUAAUGUACUUUUUGAAUGACCAGGGCGAAGAGAAUUUAGAGAAAACUUACAAGUGGGAAACUGUAUUUUUAGAUGAAAUGAAAAAUGUGAAAUUCCCAAACGUGGAUGUGUUUUAUUUCGUAUCCUCCUCUUUAGAGAGGGAAAUUCAUAAUAUGAUAACUGAUAUUAUACCGUAUUAUGUUCUUUUGCUGGUCAUAAUGUUAACGUUCUGUUUUAUAUCAACGUUAACUAAAGAUUGGGUGAGAAGCAAACCCUGGUUAGGAGUAGCCAGCGUGUUAUCUGUGGGUAUGGCCAUAUUCACUUCUGUGGGCGUAGUCUUCGCAUGUGGAGUACCAUUUAUUGAUAUACUCGUUGCUGUGCCAUUUUUGCUUCUAGGUAUUGGACUGGAUGAUACUUUUGUAAUGUUGGCAGCGUGGAAGAAAACUGAUCCAAACGCAAAGGUGGACGAACGAAUUUCUCAAACACUUAGCGAAACUGCAGUGUCGAUAACAAUCACUUCACUUACAAAUUUCAUAUCAUUCAUGUUUGGUUUCAUGACCCCUUUUCCGGCUGUGAAAAUAUUUUGUUCAUUUGCUGCCACUGGCAUAUUCUUCACUUACUUGUACCAAAUCUCUUUUUUCAGUGCAGCUGCAGCGAUUUUUGGUAUUUUAGAACAGAAAAGAUUUCACUCCCUUUUCUUCGUUCCUAUGAAACCGAGUAAGAAAAAGAAUGUCAUUCACACUCUAUUAUGUUGUACAUCCGAGUCUACUGAUUACCAAGACGAUAAAAUAAUGGCAUUUUUUCGAGAUACUCUUAGCUAUUAUUUUUCCUACAAAUGGUUUAAAAUCUCUAUAAUUUUUACCUAUAUCGUGUACUUGUCAUUUGCAAUUUUCGGUUGUUUUUACUUAAAAGAAGGAACAGAGCUCCAUUUCUUCACACCAUUCAACUCUUACGCCGCUACAUUUCUUAAUCACUUCUUCGAGGAUUAUCGAGAAUAUCGAGAUAGGAUCCAAGUGAUCAUACCCACAACUUUAAACUAUGCAGAUCCUAAAGUGAGAGACGAAAUUGAAGAUAUGAUGCGAAAACUUGAAGCUACCCCUUACAUUGCUAAUAAAGAACUGACGGAAUCUUGGUUGAGAUAUUUUAAGACAUUUCAGAAUGAUCCAAGAGCUUCUAUUUAUUUGCGUAAAUACAAUUUCAGCGCUAAAAGUGAUUAUUUGCACGCAUUGAGGAAUAUGUUUCUGAAUUAUCCACCGGCCAUAAGAUUUAGAAAUGACAUCAUUUUCAAUGAAAAUUUCACAGAAAUUACUGCUUCGAGAUUCUUGAUCCAAACAAAAGUCACCGGUGAUUUUAACGAUGCCAAAUUCAUGUUGGUAAGAUUGAGAGAAAUUGUAAAUAAUGCUUCCUUCCCGGUCUUCUUGAGUCAAUUUUUCUUUCCCUUCUAUGAUCAGUUUCUAACUAUUGGUGCCAUUUCCCAGCAAACUUUAUUAACUUGUGGUUGCACCAUGUUGUUUCUCAUCAUUUUAUUCAUUCCCGAUAUACGCUGCUUCAUUGCUGCUGUAUUAAACAUGGUUUCGAUCGAAAUCGGAGUUAUAGGAUACAUGUCGUUCUGGGGUGUCAAUCUGGACACAGUUACUAUGAUGGUGUUAAUCAUGUGCGUUGGAUUUUCGGUCGAUUAUGUGGCCCAUAUGGCCACGUCGUAUCUCGAAUCGGACGAGAAAACCGAUAUGGAACGUUUGAAGCGUGCUCUUCAUUCUGUGGCUACUCCAAUCGUCCAGGGAAGCUUAACCACAAUUUUAGGAGUUAUCGUGAUUUUAGCAUGUCCUAGUUACAUAUUUCUGUGUUUCGUGAAAAUAGUAUUUCUAUUGAUAACAAUAGCAGCUUUCCACAGUAUACUUUUGCUUCCGCUAUUAUUUGUUUUUCUCGAUAAUGUCCUACCGGAGUAUUUGUUAACAGUUGGAAGAAGGAGUAAAAUUGUUUCUUCAGUAUGUGAAACAAUUACAGAACGCCAAGAAAGUACGAAAUUGUUUGAAGGUACGAUGCAUUCGUAGGUUUUAUUAUUCCACUUAAAUUAAAAACUGUACAUUUAUUUCUAUAAUAUGAG